Scomber japonicus (chub mackerel) is the source of this 542-nucleotide messenger RNA. RefSeq names its product epigen-like. Gene Ontology annotation, biological process: epidermal growth factor receptor signaling pathway; positive regulation of mitotic nuclear division; positive regulation of cell population proliferation. Lineage: Eukaryota; Metazoa; Chordata; Actinopteri; Scombriformes; Scombridae. Bases 45 to 542 code for a protein of 165 amino acids. The transcript has 5 exons. The record is from RefSeq and is a predicted model, not a curated record.
GGGAGUUGAGCUGAAAACAUCACAUAGCACUGCCAGAAGACAAGAUGUUUACACAAGGACAGAUAUGCCUGGAGAAGGCCAUCUUCGCAGCAGUGGCAAUUGUUCUUUUUGCCACAGCAGGACAAUCUACAGUGCUAACAGACAACCUCCAAACCACAACAACUCCUGCUCUGUCUGAUUCAUCUAUGACCACUCAGCUUGAUAACAGCAGUAUGGAGGGACCUCGGGUUUUGCGAUCACACAGAUCCUGUGAAAGCGAGCAUGAAAAUUACUGCGGGAAUGGUGGCAAAUGCAUGUACCCCCAAGACAGCGACCAACCUUCUUGCAUCUGCACGUCCUCCUACACCGGGCCUCGCUGUAUGUUCUACAACCAGUCUGAACCCUCUCGUGUCCCGCCUGAGUUGGAGCAACUAAUUGCCAUCGGCUUCGGGGUCACCAUAAUCAUCAUUGUCCUGGCCUUGAUCAUUUACUGCUUAGCCUAUAAGAGAUGUGUAAAAUCAGCACAACUAAUAAAGUCUGUACCAUCUGAGAUGUCAGUGUGA